This is a messenger RNA of Spodoptera litura, 3642 nucleotides long. RefSeq lists its product as uncharacterized. NCBI's taxonomy places the organism in Eukaryota, Metazoa, Arthropoda, Insecta, Lepidoptera, Noctuidae. The record is from RefSeq and is a predicted model, not a curated record.
AUGGACAUUAUUAGAAUCAACGAACUCAUCAAAAGCCAGGAAAACGACUAUAUUGAAUUAAAAAGAACAUGGGAUAACAUUAAAAAGGACUCAUCAUCAAGGAAAAAUCAAAAAUACAUAACAGAAAGAAGAGCAAAAUUGAACAGCGUGUAUGAAAGAGCAUCGCAGAACCAUAGACUUCUACAAGACCAAGAAAUUCUAUCGACUCACAAAUAUUUGACACUUAAUUAUUUCGACACUCAUAUACAAACCAUGUAUGAUGCAGUUAUAGAUCACUUGAAAGAAUGUGAAGACAAGCUACAUCAGACUAAAAAAGUCAGCGACAUUAAAAUAAACGAUGAUAAACAAGAAGACAUGACUAUUUCGCCAAAGUUAUUCGUUCAAAAGUACAGACUAAACCAACUUAAGAAGAAAAUUGAGACUGCAAAGACCGCCGUUGUCCAACAAAAACCAGCGUGGCAACUACAAGCUCUGAUUAAUAAUCUAGAAAAACUGUUUCAAGAUAUAGAAGAAACACACAUACAAUUACUAAUGGAGCAAAGUACAAUCGACGACGAAUACUUCAAUAAUGACUGCUUUACAGACGCACAAGAACAAUUCGAGGAAAUAAUACAAGACUUACAUGAGCAAAUCAACGACAAAACAGUACAAACGAGCAGAAAUCACCCUACUAAGUUACCAAGAAUUAACAUUCCUACGUUCGCUGGGAAUUACGAGUCAUGGAAUUCAUUCUAUGAUCUAUUUAAGAAAAUUAUUGACGAAAACUGUACUAUUUCCACAACAGAAAAAAUGCAAUACUUAAAAACGCAUGUCCGAGGUGACGCGGAGAAGCUAAUAAAGCAUUUGACAGUAAACGAGGUCAACUAUAAAGCAGCGCUUACACUGUUAGAAAACCGAUACAAAGACGAAAGAAAAAUAACACAGACAUUCAUUGAUAAAUUAAUAGACCUGCCCAAAAUUCAGACUCCAAACGCCAAAAUGCUACGUAAUAUGCAUGACUGCAUAAACGAAAGCCUGGAAGCGUUAAAAACUCAAAAUAUUAAUAUAUCAACAUGGAGCCCAAUUUUAACCAGAAUGGUAAAUCGUAAGUGGGACCCUGACACCAACAUGAGAUAUGAAGACCAAUUACAGGAGCCAAACAAGUUACAAGAUUUCAAAGAAUUAAUGAAGUUCUUAGAAAAACGCUUCAAAAGUUUAGAAUCAAGCGCCAAUAUGACAACAACAAACGAUUUGCAUUCGACAUACUCACCAAAUAUGCAAGGAAAAACUAAUUGGCAAGAAAAAAAAGGACUCUGUUGGUACUGUCAAAAAGACCAUAAUAUUCAUUAUUGUCAAGCAUUUAAGGCAUUACAUGUCAAUGACCGCAUUCGUAAAGUGCAAGAAAAACAAAUGUGUUAUGUAUGUCUCAUGCACGAUGCAAAAAAAGAGUGCAUCAGCAAUAAGUACAAACAUUGUGAAAUAUGCAAUAAGGCACAUUCUACACUAUUGCACAGAAACACAAAUGAAUAUUUAUUAGCAAAACAACAAGGGCAAAAUAGUAUCACCAAAAAUACUAACCAAGUAACAAAACCCGGUACAUCAACGACAUACGAUCACAAGUCUCAAAUAACAGAAAAGAAAAAAAUUAUGACUCAUGCAACUAUGCAACUCCAUAACAGUCACAAAACUAUACUUCUAGCCACAGCCUUAGUACAGUCAAAAACAUUCGACGGCACACCAUUAUUACUGCGAGUUUUAUGUGACCAAGGAUCGGAAGCCUCACUAUGCACGGAAGAGGUGGCUCAACUCUUAGGGUUCCCGAAACAAAAGAUAAAAGCCGAAAUUAAUGGUAUUGCAGACAACAUUCCAAAGACCUCCAACUAUAUGAUAGACGUCACACUUCAACCAAGGUUUCCAAGUGAAUACAAGUUAUCAACAUCGCUGAUCGUAUUACCGAAACUGACGUCAUCAGUGCCUAAAGAAAACGUGCAAAAACUGGACCCACAAAAAAUAGAAAACAAAAUAAUUGCUGAUCCAACUUAUUAUAAACAAGGUCCAAUUGACAUAAUUUUAGGCGCUGAAGAAUAUAGUAAAAUACUGUUGCAAGGGUUCGAAAAAAUAGACAGCGGCAUUAUCAGUCAAAAUACAGAGUUUGGCUGGAUAUUGUCGGGAUUUUGUUCAACGGAACCACGCAAUACAAUAAAAAUAUUAAGUCUAAUCACUCGUGCCGACGAAAUCCAACUUAAUAAAUUCUGGGAACUAGAAGACAUCACUGAAAAUCAUCAAUUAAACAAAGAAGACCAACAGUGUGAACAAUUCUAUAAAGACACGACUCAAAGAAAUAAAAAUGGGACAUACACGGUCAGGCUCCCGUUCAAGGACCCUUCCUUAGAGUACGGGAAUACGCGUCAAAAAGCUGCCGCCCGACUUAUUCAACUAGAAAAGAGACUUGAGAAAAACAAAAAAUUACGAGAAAAAUAUAAUGACUUCAUGAAAGAAUACAUAAACAUGAACCAUAUGAUAAAAGUAAACAAAACAAAUAAUUAUGAAGGGAAAUAUUACAUUCCGCAUCAACCUGUAAUACGAGAAGAUGCACUGACUACAAAAUUACGCUGUGUAUUCGACGCUAGCAGCAAGUCGAAUACAAAAAUAAGCCUUAAUGACAACUUGCAUAAAGGUCCACGAUUGCAACAAGACUUAGCUACUAUAUUAUUACGAUGGCGCAAACAUAAAGUUGUGUUUAUGGCAGACAUAGAAAAAAUGUACCGGUUCAUAAAAAUACAUAGGGAAGAUCAACCCUUUCAAAGAAUAUUAUGGAGAUGGACAAUUAAUCAACCAAUAGAAGAGUACGAGUUAACUACGGUGACUUAUGGUACCACUGCUGCACCAUACUUAGCCAUAAGAACACUUCAACAACUAGCAACAGAUGAACAAAAAACCUACCCCCUUGCCAGUAAAAUCACCCUAGAAGAUUUCUAUGUCGACGAUGUAUUGUCGGGAGAUGAAAGCAUAGAAAAAGCAAAAUAUCUACAAAAUCAAUUAACAAAUAUGUUACGUGCUGGCGGAUUCAAUUUAAGGAAAUGGUCAUCAAAUAGCGCAGAAUUGCUAGAAAACAUCCCUGUAGAAAAUGUGGACGACAAAACGAUAAAACUACCCUUAGACGAAAAUAGAAAGUCACUAGGAGUAAUUUGGGCACCAAACGAAGAUAGUUUCCAAUUUAAAAUAACUAUAACAACUACCGAGAACCCAACCAAAAAAAAUAUCUUUUCUGAAAUCGCAAAACUAUUUGACCCACAUGGCUGGCUACAACCUGUACUAAUAACUAUGAAACUGCUUAUACAAGAGAUCUGGAUCAGCGGCAUAGACUGGAAUGAACAAGUACCAGAACGCAUAAAUAAGAAGUGGACCCACAUUCAACAACAAUUACAUCAUAUAGAAAAAAUAAGAAUACCUAGAUGGCUACAAUAUACGACAGGUGUACCUAUUGAAUUACAUGGAUUCAGUGACGCAUCGGAGAAGGCCUACGGCGCGGUAGUGUACUGCCGAACAAAGGUCAACAACACAACAUAUCGUGUGUCAUUAUUGCAAGCCAAAUCUAAAGUAGCUCCAAAGAAACAUAAAACGACCUUGCCUCGACUCGAAUUAUGUGCUGCAGCAUUAUAA